Messenger RNA from Sciurus carolinensis (gray squirrel), 1443 nucleotides. RefSeq names its product olfactory receptor 7A10-like. The transcript is spliced from 3 exons. The record is from RefSeq and is a predicted model, not a curated record. Gene Ontology annotation, molecular function: G protein-coupled receptor activity; olfactory receptor activity. Gene Ontology annotation, cellular component: membrane. Gene Ontology annotation, biological process: G protein-coupled receptor signaling pathway. The coding region runs from base 1 to 1443 and encodes 480 amino acids. NCBI's taxonomy places the organism in Eukaryota, Metazoa, Chordata, Mammalia, Rodentia, Sciuridae.
AUGGAACAAGGAAAUAAAACAGAAGUUUCAGAGUUUCUUCUACUGGGAUUUUCAGAGGACCCAGAACUACAGCCCCUCAUCUUUGGGCUUUUCCUCUCCACGUACCUGGUCACUGUGCUUGGGAACCUGCUCAUCCUGCUCAUCAUCCUGGCCACCAUCUCAGACUCACACCUGCACACGCCCAUGUACUUCUUCCUCUCCAACCUGUCCUUUCUGGACAUCUGCUUCACCUCCACCACUGUCCCAAAGAUGCUGGUGAACAUCCAGACACAAAGCAACACCAUUACCUAUGAAGGAUGCAUCACCCAGAUGUGCUUUUUCUUGAUUUUUGUAGAGGUGGACAACUUCCUCCUGACUGUCAUGGCCUACGACAGAUAUGUGGCCAUCUGUCACCCCCUGCACUACACUGCCCUCAUGACUCCCCAGCUCUGUGGUUUGCUGGUUCUGUUGUGUUGGGUCCUGAGUCUCCUACAUGCCUUGAUACAAAGCUUCAUGGUUAGUAACAUCCACCUCAUGGAACCAGGAAACAAUACAAGCGUUUCGGAAUUCCUCCUUCUGGGAUUUUCAGAGGACCCAGAACUGAAGCCCCUCAUCUUUGGGCUUUUCCUCUCCAUGUACCUGGUCACUGUGCUGGGGAACCUGCUCAUCAUCCUGGCCACCAUCUCAGACUCCCACCUGCACACGCCCAUGUACUUCUUCCUCUCCAACCUGUCCUUUGUGGACAUCUGCUUCACCUCCACCACCAUCCCAAAGAUGCUGGUGAAUAUCCAGACACAGACCAAGGCCAUUACCCAUGCAGGCUGCAUCACCCAGAUGUGCUUUUUCUUGGUUUUUGUAGAGUUGGACAACUUCCUCCUGUCUGUGAUGGCCUAUGACAGGUUUGUGGCCAUCUGUCACCCACUGCACUACACUGUCAUCAUGAAUCCUCAGCUCUGUGGUUUGCUGGUUCUGGUGUGCUGGAUUCUGAGUGUCCUGCAUGCCCUGCUGCAAAGCUUAAUGGUGUUGCGUCUGUCCUUCUGCACACAUUUGGAAAUCCCCCACUUUUUCUGUGAACUCAACCAGGUGGUCCAACUUGCCUGUUCUGACAAGUUCCUUAAUGACGUGGUGAUGUAUUUUGCACUUGUGCUGUUGGCUACUUGUCCCCUCGCUGGCAUCCUUUACUCCUACUCAAAGAUAGUGUCCUCCAUCCGUGCAAUCUCUUCUGCUCAAGGAAAGUACAAAGCCUUCUCCACCUGUGUGUCUCACCUCUCCGUGGUCUCCUUAUUUUACUGCACGGGCCUAGGUGUGUACCUUAGCUCUGCUGCAACCCACAGCUCACACUCCACUUCAACAGCUUCGGUGAUGUACACUGUGGUCACCCCCAUGCUGAACCCCUUUAUCUACAGUCUGAGAAAUAAUGAUGUAAAGAGAGCCCUGAAAAGUCUCUUUGGAGGGAAAAUAUAA